AAAAUAUAAAGUCAUAAUUGCGGAAACGGGUUAAGGACAGAGGGCUUAAAAACAAGAACACCUCCACUGGUAGGAGGGAAGAGGGAGCAGGUGGCAAGGGUAAAGUGAGAGAGUGGCAGAAGAGGAAUUCCAGCUGAUAUUUAGGCCACAUCUUCCCUCCAAAGACACAGAUUCUACAAGCUGCUUCCUUCACAGAGCCACUGACCCCAAGGGAUCCCAGCUGAAUUCGUCUUGAUCUCCCCAGGAACGAAGUAUGAGCACUGCUGGCAAAGUUAUUAAAUGCAAGGCUGCCAUUGUAUGGGAAGCAGGGAAACCCUUUUCCCUUGAGGAAGUUGAAGUUUCCCCUCCAAAAGAGCAUGAAAUACGAGUUAAGAUUAUUGCUACCGGGGUGUGCCGCACAGAUGAUCAUGCCACGAGUCCAAGUUUUAAAGAGGGCCUUUUCCCUGUCAUACUAGGCCACGAGGGAGCUGGAAUCGUAGAGAGCAUUGGUCCAGGAGUGACUAGAUUUAAACCAGGUGACAAAGUUAUCCCACUGUAUCUUCCUCAGUGUGGACAGUGCAAGUUCUGCUUGAGUCCCAAAACUAACCUCUGUGAACGGAUCAGCAAAGCAAAGACACCAAUUUCUGACCAAGACCUGAUGCUUGAUGGCACAAGCAGGUUCAUGUGCAAAGGAAAGCAGAUUUACCAUUUCAUGGGAACCAGUACCUUCUCCGAAUACACAGUUGUGGUAGAAAGCUCUCUUGCCAAAAUUGAUCCUGCUGCUCCUCUAGAUAAAGUCUGUUUGACUGGGUGUGGCUUUUCCACGGGUUAUGGAGCUGCUAUUAAUACUGCCAAGGUCGAGCCUGGAUCUACCUGUGCUGUCUUUGGUUUGGGAGGGGUCGGCCUUUCUGCUAUCAUGGGCUGCAAAGCAGCUGGAGCAUCUCGUAUCUUUGGGAUUGACAUUAACAAAAGCAAAUUUGCCCUGGCAAAAGAGCUGGGAGCCACUGACUGCCUCAGUCCUGAGGAUUUCAAGAACCCCAUUCAAGAGGUUAUAGCUGAAAUGACCGAUGGAGGGGUAGAUUUUGCCAUCGAGUGCAUCGGAAACAUAAAAGUAAUGAAAGCUGCUCUCUGCUGUACCACUGUUGGCUGGGGCACCUGUGUAAUCGUCGGAGUGGCUGUGGGUGAAGAAGGAUUCGUUGUUUCUCCGCUGGACCUGAUAAUGGGCCGGAAAAUCAACGCCACCUUUUUUGGAGGCUGGAAGGGUGUGGAUUCUGUACCAAACCUGGUGUUGGAUUACAUGGCAGGGAAAUUCAGCCUGGAUGCACUUGUAUCUUACACUUUGCCUUUUGAUAAAAUCAACGAAGCAUUUGAUCUUAUGCGUCAAGGGAAAAGCAACCGAACUGUAUUGGUGUACUAAGAACCCAGUACAAACGCCGGAGGACUAGAAGCCCAACAAAAUGUGAUCCUUAUUCAGAUCUGCCCCACUGACUUCUGAUUAAUGGUAUCCCCUUGGACAUUGUUUGCAAAAGCAUUUCUUUGUGAUACAUGAGCAUAGAAUUCAACAUCUCCAAGCCAUAGGUGCAAUAUUUUAGAGCAACUUUUUUAGUUCCUGUACUGUCAGGUCACUAUUAAAACUGACAAUUCCUGUUGUGUUGUGUCACUCAUGGAUUAAUAUAUACAUAUGAAUAUUGUGUUGGUGCAUCACAUUUCUAAAUGUGUAGGGUCACUUGUGUACAAAAUCAUUUUCUGUUAAAGCUAUCGUGUGAAAACAAUAGAUUCAAAUAGAUUUAAUCGGAUGUCACAAUAAAACAUUUGCAAUAAGUUCCUCGCUUCAGGGUGAUGACAUUUUGU
This is a messenger RNA of Podarcis muralis (Common wall lizard), 1830 nucleotides long. Its product is annotated as all-trans-retinol dehydrogenase [NAD(+)] ADH4-like. Gene Ontology annotation, biological process: formaldehyde catabolic process. Gene Ontology annotation, molecular function: S-(hydroxymethyl)glutathione dehydrogenase [NAD(P)+] activity; zinc ion binding; alcohol dehydrogenase (NAD+) activity. Gene Ontology annotation, cellular component: cytosol. The record is from RefSeq and is a predicted model, not a curated record. Lineage: Eukaryota; Metazoa; Chordata; Lepidosauria; Squamata; Lacertidae.